AUGCGUGAGGAAAACAUAACUAAUCUUCCUCAUAAUGAGUCGAGACAAAGUCAAAACUAUUCCCCAAGACACGAAGACUAUGAAGAUGACUGGUCACCUCGUUUCGUCGCGAAAUACGACCUCCCUGGUAUGUUCAUGGCCUUCGUCAUUGUCCUUAUCAAUUCACUUGUGUUCAUCCUUGUAACCAAGAAGCGCUCUCUCAGAACCCCAACGAACUUUUUCCUCAUCGGAUUAGCAGCCAGUGAUCUUCUCAACGGGUUCAUCACUUUGCCAUUGAGCAUUACGUGCAACAUUUUUCAAGAGCAUGGCCCGUGUUUUGCUUCAGUUUACAUCUGGAUGUUCACGUCAUUUCUGACCCUCUCGCACAUUUUAGCGGUGACUGCCGAUCGCUUUAUAGCGAUCAUGUGUUCUUUGCGCUAUCCGCUGAUCAUGACCAAGCGACGAAGCUACAUCGCCUUGGCCUUCAUCUGGCUCAGUUCACUGUUCGUCUCUCUGAUGCAGUUAUGGUGGCUCAGGCCACAAAGUUAUGAUCCCCAGGGGGAAGACCAACCGGAAGAGCAAAAAAAGGAGAAAGCUUUUUUCACUGCGUGUGUUGUGUUGUAUCUCGUCAUGCCAGUUCUUUUCAUGGCUGUCGCCUAUUUAAUCAUUUUGCGUGAAGUGCGUCGACAAAUUCGCCGAGAGUAUCAAAACAUUCCUGCGGCAGCGGCCUCAAUAGAGUCAGAACAGCGACUAUGGAGGCAGCGCAAUGGCAAAGCCGCUUUUAUCUUUCUUGUGAUGUUUUUCACCCAUGUUGCAUGCUGGUUGCCUUUCUUCCUCAUAAAAUUCCAAGAAAUUUUUAAUUCUUUUUAUCUACCCGUGUGGACCCAGUACUUAUUCGGAUAUCUUCGGUUCGCGUCCUCGAUCCUUAACCCUUGUUUGUACAUCUUCGGCAAGCACGACUUUCGGAAAGCAUGGGAAAUGCCUGGCACGUUAAGCCGAGAGAGAAACUUGGUCAUAAUGAUGAACAGUCAGGUUUAG
Messenger RNA from Pocillopora meandrina, 1017 nucleotides. Lineage: Eukaryota; Metazoa; Cnidaria; Anthozoa; Scleractinia; Pocilloporidae. The record is from the annotation of a GenBank genome assembly.